GAAAUGUCGGGGAAAAGACGACAAUAUUUUAUUCAAUUUUGUAUUUAAAAAAAAAAAAAGAGAAAUUUCAUGUUGUAAUGCCAAUAUUAGUCAAUGAAUGCAUGAAAUACGUAAAAAACAGUAAAUCAUAAUAAAUUUGAUUUUUUUUUAUAGCUGAACUAAUGCACACUCUCUGUAGUUGAAAUAAAAUACGUAUUAGUUUGAAUUUAUGGAGAGCGAAAAGGGAAAUUCCAGUGCAGCCUAGGGCAGCGAUAAAAAACAAAUCUAAUACCUCUCUGAUAAAAAUGAUAGAAUAUCGAGAGCAAUUAUUUAUGUAAAAGGACUUCAUUUUUGCUGUUUUAGCAACGCUCUCUCAAGAGAAUGACGUAAUCUCGAGACGGAGAGAGGAGCUUAGGGAUCAUGGACCGCCAUCCAACGGUGAGGCCGGAAACCGAUCGAGCUCUCUUCUAUUGUGCUCGAUGAUCAACGGAAAAAUUUGGUAGCCAACAUCCCCUCGUUCAUUAACAUCACUAUGCGCCGCCGUAUAAAGUCGGCGUAUAAAACUGCAUUUUAUGUUUAUGUUUAUUUUAUAUAUGCACGAUGCACGCUCUUGCCAAAUUCGACAAUCGAUCAGGCAAAUCGCGUACGGAUCGUUCGCCAUGCCUCUCGUUGGAUAGGAGAAUGUACGGAAGGCAACACGGAAAAUGGGGAAAAAAGAACAGCGAGAACUGGAUGGCAAACGAUAAUACGGUACUUUAUUAGAGAGGAAGAUAUCAGGCACUUAUGGUGUACUUAUCCAAGUACACAGUAUCUGCGUCCAAAGAACAUUGGAAGAUAGCACAUGAUCGUUUCAAAGUAGGGGCAAUGAAAAAAACAAGAGCAGAGAAGAAGAAAAAAGAGAAAAAAAUAGAUAAGAAAAACUCAAUCUUUUUAAAGUGAAAUUUUGAAAGAUGAAAAAAAAAACGUCCACUUUUAUGAAAAAUGUUAUACCUUCUUGCAUCAAUAAAGAUGGAAAAAACUA
Molecule: messenger RNA, 1000 nt
Organism: Solenopsis invicta (red fire ant)
Lineage: Eukaryota; Metazoa; Arthropoda; Insecta; Hymenoptera; Formicidae
Exons: 2
Coding region: 512-817 (101 amino acids)
Source: RefSeq, a predicted model, not a curated record